ACACACACCAAAACAACCCCCACAAAAAAUAAUUAACUUUUAUAUAUAUAAUCUGCAUUUGUGUUGUUAAUUAAUUAUUUCAAAAUUUAAAACCGAACCACUUAUUUCACAAGUCAGUGAUAACGGCGCGAAAUACCAUUCAUCAUAUCAUCUCCUAUUAAUAUUAUAAACCAUACUUUUGUUUAAACUUAAAAACAAAACGUAUCUCAAUUGAUGCCACCAGUCAUUUCUUUAACUUACAUACAAAAUACCGCCACUGGACACCUGUCAGUGACGCCGACUUACAUCAAAAGAAGCCGAACGAGCGUUUGUCGUCUGGUCAUGUUUUUUUCGUCUGCUAAUUGUCUGCGACGGUGCUUUGAAAGUAGUCACGUGACGUCUGGCCUGUAGGCUUAUAAGCAACUGUCACAGACUAUAUUUGUCACACGCAUUUGAAUCACUUCCUAAAGUGUUAAGACAAGUUGGUUAAGAUGAUAUCUGUAAUGAUUUUGUUGGCAUUUUUGCCAUUUGUGGAAUCUUCCUGUCAAGGAAAUGGAGAUACAUUAAGAUGUGCACACAGGUGGAAUGAGCUUGGGGUAAACAUCAGGGAGCUGACAGUGUACAAAUGGGACGGCACUUGUAUGUUUCCUGCCGGUGCCAGUGUGAGACUGUUCGGCAGCCCCAGGGUAGACUGCACUUCCUGCAAGUAUUUCGACAACACGGUGACGGUCAACGGCCAGACAUGUUCUUCAGACAAGACGACACCCGGCCAGUCAUCAGCUACCGCUGCAACUUGGAAAACCAGCCAGACUGUCACCGUAAGACAAAGUACGUCAGUAACAGUCGAGCGAACUGAUCAGGAUCGUGCCACAUCAGCACCUAUGCUAGAUGCCAGUUCAAUGAACCAGCGGACGUACGGUCUUAUAGGGGUUCUCGGUGUAUGCACGCUGCUACUAACAUUGACAAUUACUUGGCUUUGUAUCCGAGACAGACGCCGACGUGCAUAUUGUUGUAUUAAACAUAGGACCAGUCCAGCUAUAUCUUUGGAGUCGAUUACGAUUUUCCCUACCCUGCAACUUUAGGACACUCUAUUAGGACUUUGUAUAUAAUUAUGUUUGCAGAGGCUUGUUUGUGGACUGUCGUGAUUCUGGCCUCCGUGUAUCUCUACAAUAUGUAACAUCAGCGUCCAGCCAAUCGUCGCAGAAACCGAAGAAACAAUCGACGUCAGGGACGGCAGUUAUUUUUACGGCGUGGAGAACGUGAAAGACGUCCAGUGAGACCAUUUCAGAUCGUGUGGUAGUAGCCAAAACGGACUGUACAAAGAACUCUAGUUGUUGUUGUUAUCUAUAUUGAUGUUGUGUUAUACUAUAGAUCUAUGAUAACGUGCCAGUCAGUGAUUCGACUCUGUUCGUUUUGUAAAUACAUGCAGGUAAAAUAAUUAUUUUGAAAGUUUGACGAAACGGACAAUCUUACAAAGUACUAUCUUUGAAACACACCUUGGGCUAUUGGACUAAAAUGUCAACUUAUCAAAGUAUAUUUAGUAAAAUGAUUACUUUUAGAUAUAGCCUAAAGAUUUGAACACCCAUUGUAGUAGACUGACACGUUUUCGGAGUUUCAUAUAGCAGUUAACGGACGCUAAUUUGACUAUCGUACAUGUAUUAUUCAGGUAGUGUUCGGGUGAACUUUAAUUUGAUGAAUAUAAUAUAUAAUGAAAAUUACACUGACGCGCAUUCAAAUAAGAUAAAGUAAGGUCGUUGCUGUAAUAUUAUUAUUGUUCACCCCUUUUUACAGUGAUUUUUUCCCCGUUCUGCGUAGAUUAGAAAUAUUUUUUUCUUUAUUUCGCUUAAGUGCUUGUCUUUUGAGUGACUAUGACAUUAAAAUGGCCAAGGCUAACUCUAUGCAAUUGUUGUUGUUAUACUUUCUUUUUAUAAGGGUAUGCACAUUUGCACGAUAGGAAAACCAUAGAAACUCAAGUGCCAGAGUUCUGUCAUAAUAAAAACGAUGACAGUUACAAAACGUUGUUUCCUUUUCCAUACACAAAUGUUUUCACUUUUAUUAUGUCAAAACUUAGGCACUUGAUUUUGUAUGCAAUCCUAGUGUUACAGCAGUACUGAUUGAUCUGUGAGCAAACAACGAAGUGAAUUGUUGUUGUUAUACUUUCUUUUUAUAAGGGUAUGCACAGUUGCACGAUAG
Molecule: messenger RNA, 2172 nt
Organism: Mercenaria mercenaria
Lineage: Eukaryota; Metazoa; Mollusca; Bivalvia; Venerida; Veneridae
Exons: 3
Coding region: 471-1061 (196 amino acids)
Source: RefSeq, a predicted model, not a curated record